Molecule: messenger RNA, 2497 nt
Organism: Moneuplotes crassus
Lineage: Eukaryota; Ciliophora; Spirotrichea; Euplotida; Euplotidae
Source: the annotation of a GenBank genome assembly
AUGUCAAUAGAAAACAAGGAAGAAGAUAAAUGAUUUGCAUGCCAGCAGCUCUAUCCCAAGACUUAUCUUCAGUAUAUUGACGAUAAUAGUAUCCAGCCACAGAUGAAGACUAAAAAUAAAUCGUCCUCUAACGAGAAAGAGAAAUCAGAUCCCCGAUUCCAAAUAAAGCUACCUUUUUGCUAUAAUUGUAUGCCAAACGAAAAAGUCAAGUCGAUUAACAAUAGGUGACAAGUCCCUGAGAUGUCUGAGGAUAUCUUUUACAAAUCUACUGACUGGCACACAGAAACAGCCCAACCCUUCCUCCCUCCUUCCAAAACCCCCUUCCCAAAAUCCAAGCCCUCCAACCGUUCCAAACCUAACAGAGCCUCCAGGAGUAAACUAAGAGAACGUAAACGAACCUUACUCAAAUCCUUCAGAAAGCUAGAGGAACUAAAGAAUGAUAUUGAGGAACAAAGGACUAAGGAAAGCACUCUAAAUGUAACCUCAGACCAAAAAGAUUUCCUCAACAUAAUGGCCAAACGACUAAAGAACAAGAGAAGUGGAAGUGUUCAAGAGCAAAGACAUAUUAAUCUUAAUAAAAGCCAAAAUGUUUUACUUUUGAAAGAACUCGAUAAGAGCAGAAAUAAUGAGGCUCAAAAACCUUCGAAAAUGAUUCCUUCAAAAGGAAAUAAAUUUAAGAUUAUAAAGGUUAAGAAAAAGUCAGUGAUAGGAAUACACUCAAAAUUAAAGAGCAAACCCUCGACAAAGCUUACAAAGAUAAAUAAAAAGAGCAUAUCAAGCUCUUCAGGAAGUUUUUCUGACAAAGAAGAAUCUGAUGAAAAUACCAAUGCUAAGACUAAGAAGGGUAGGAUACCUACUUUGAGCACAAACCAAAUGACAAUGAGCCCCCAAGAAUUUCUUAAUAUACCGAAUCUUAAUAAGGGAAAUUCAAAGACAACAAUUAAUGAAAACUCUUCAAGGACGAAUAACCUCCAUCGAGACUCCUUAAUCUCCAAUAACUCCUCAAGGAAUUCAAAUUCUAUUAUCUUCCAUAGAAAAAGCAACGGACUAUCAACAAUAAAAAGGAAAAAUCUUAAAAUUGAUAUUGACUGAAACAAGAGUGCGAUUUUAAAAUGAAAUUUAAGUUCUAAUCAGUUAAACGCCUCUGAUAUGGAUAAAGGCAAUUAUCAGUCUUCAAGAAUUAAGAAUCCUCCAAAGUCUCCCCUAAAACCAGAUUUGAAGCCUAUCAAGAAACCUAAGAAAACUUGUGUGGUCAAUGACAUCUUUUAUUCUAUGUUAAGAGUAGAUGACUUGAUCUCUUGCCAGCCAACUUCUUCUGAAACACACAAGCAGAUGACUGCAAUUAAGUCUUACCUCAAGCAAUACUCAGAUAUCUUUAAAACAACUCAGAAAGGGCUACUCCAGAUGGAAAUUAAAGAAGCAGACAAUCUCUCACAGCUUACUCUAUUCUUUAACAAGCUAAGAAAGGAGCUAGAUUUUAAAGAAGAAUUAUUGAAGAUUAAGUACAAAAGUAUGGUGAACUCUUAUGAAACUUCACUUCGCAUGGAUUUGGAGUUCCUUGAAAAGAAAUGCAAGCACUUAUGAGAAGUUAUAGACUCUUACUCUCAGGAAUUCAAAACUCCUACUAAGACUGAGCCCAAUCUUUCAGAAGAUUUCAUGAAUAAUUGCAACUUAGAGUCAAUCUUAUUAAAAGAAAAAGCAGGGACUUAUAAAUUGCUCAACAAAGAAUUCACUAUCCAAACUGAGACUUCCUUCCAGUGCCCAACUGUAGAGUGUGACUUCAGAAGAGUGAAAAGUUUUAUUGAUGAGAUCAAUGUGAUUUCUCACUCAACAACUAAAAUUCCUGAUUUAAAAAGAGAUACUUUGGAUAGCUUUAAUAGGGAAGAAAAUAGCAGCAAAGGAUCAGAUACUGACCGUAAAACCCAUUGUAGUGUCAGACUUGAAGUAGGGAUGCUAGAGGAAAAUGAAAAUUCAGAAAUUUCUUCAGAGAUUGGAAAUAGAAGCGUGGAUAUUACCCCAAAUCAGAGGAAACAUUAGUGAUAAGUUAAUUGAAGAAUAAAGAAGAUCUGAAUAGCUAAUUAUUGCUAAUUCCCUUUUCUACUAGAAAUAUCUAAAUUUCCAUUCUUUCUUUAAUAAAUAUUCAUUUCACAGUAAAAGAGCCAUGAUAAAAUAAUAAUUUCUACAGUUAUAUAAGUUAAAAUAGCUAGCGAUUCUGCUGGAACCAAGUGGCCCAACAAUGAGUUUGGCGAAAUAGGAUGAACGAAUAUGUGGUAGUACCUUGGAUUCUAUUUCACCAAAUCUGGAUACUAUCAUCAGAAAGUUCCUUGCCUUCUUUAGUAUCAGAAGUUCGAAAACUUCAUUUUGAUUAGCCCUCUUCUAACUUUAGGUCAGACUAAAAGUCAAGUAGAACUACCCCAUCCUAAAUUUUAACGAAUUUCUGUGCUGAAAUUUCCUCUAAAAUACAUUGCCUUUUAACUAAUUAAAUAUUCCUUACUUU